GUCUGUAUAUUAUUGUUUUGAAGUAAAAUUAUUUAAAAUAUCCAAGGAAGUUUCCUCGAUGCUGCAGAACCUGCAACAACACGUAUACGUGUUUGUGCCCUCCAUGUCUUAUGAUCUCUGGACUUUUUCUGUCCUUUCAAAUUAUUCUUGAAAAGUGACCCUUUUUUUUUGCAUCCUGUUUGAACAAUUCAAUACGGUUUGUCUGGUUGUUUAUUGUUGAACCAAAGACCGAAAGAGGACUUUUGGGUUUAUUUGCUCUCUUUUUGCUGAUCUUUGGUGGCCUUUGAGGAUUCUUGAUCUGGGUUUUUCUUAUUGAGGCCAUUCCUCCGCAAAGUUUCAAUCUUUUCAAUGAGGGUUUGAUGAGCAGACAAUUUGGAGCGUUAGAGGCUUAUAGGUGCGGAUAACUUGUUUGUUGCAUAUUUUGCGAAGAAUUCUGUUAGGUUCCUGGUUCCGACUUCUAUUGAGGCAGUCUUAAGUGAUUUUGAUUCGGUUCAGUGUCGCCUUCUUCAGCUCUGAUAUUGGAGCAAUUAAGGAGCUUUUAUGUCUAUUCUUGUGAUUUGACCAUUGAAGAAGGAUUUUGAUGUUGAUCUCAUAUUCAUAUGUUAGCAAAGUUGACUUAGCAAGUUUUUGGGCUGGAUUGACUUGAGUUAUAUGCGUGCUACAUUUUGGAUUUGAUAUUCAUAGAUAGCUAAAACGUUAUGCAUCCAGAUAGGGACGAGACUGUUGGGAACGGGGAGGCAGGGGAGAUCGACGAAGACCUCAAGGAGGAUACACCUCUCGGGGGUACCCCUCUCUACCGCCCCCGUUUAUCAGGUAUGGUGAGACAGAAAGCCUAUAUAUUUGAUGGCAAGGGAAAGUAUUACAACAAAGAUUGGGAUUUUGCAGAACCUAAAGAAAAUGAGUUCUGUUGGUACCACGUAGAGCUUCCAAAAAUUAAUCAGAAGCUAUCGCUCUUUGCACAAAGCCUCAUUGACAUUCUUUGCCCUCCUUUGAAACUCCAAGAUAUUCUGUCACUAGUUAGCAAUGGACCCUUCUGUAGUCAUGUUGAUGGAGCACUUGUGUUCAGAGUUAAUUCUCCUGGUCCUCCAACUAGCAAUUAUACAUUUAGAUUAGCUGCUAGAGUUACUGAGAAUUCGGUGAUUACCGUGUCACUAGGACGGGUUCCAAGAUUGGGUUUCUCGCCAACAAGUGAAUCCCUUCUCUCUCAGAUCCCUAGUGUGGAGACCCUUUCAAGUGGUGGGACUCCCUCACAUCAUGGAGGGGAUCAAAAUGAAGGAAACGGGAUUGUGAUUAGAGAGCAUGUUCUUGAGUUUUUAUUAACAAUGAACCACUCAGAGGAGGCUGAUAAUCCCGUGCCGGAAUCUGUCUCAAAUCUUGUUGUUCACAUUAUCGACACCCAUCUUGACCACCUUCAAGAUAUUACCACCAAAUUUGAGAUGGAACUAGACUCUGUGGAGCUCGAAUUAGACAAAGGAGGUUUUGCACUGAAGAAACAGAUGCUUGAUGAUAGAAGAUUUCCCAAAAUGCAUCUUAAUCUUCAACGUAUAUUGCAGGUGAUUGCUCAUGGGGAGCAAGUAUUUCCACGAGUAAAAGAAAAAUGUUCUUCAAAAAAAUGGUUUUCCAGUGAAGACAUAAACUCCCUAGAAGAGUUAAUUGGAAGGCUAAGGAGGCUAAAAGAGAAUGUGGGGUUUAUAUCAAAUCGUGUCACGGCAAUUCAGGCUGGUCUGGAUAGCUGGCAGGCUGAGCAAAUAAACAAGAAAUUGUACUAUCUCUCGUUCCUUUCAAUAAUAUUCCUCCCAUUGUCAAUCAUUACUGGAGUCUUUGGCAUGAAUGUGGGAGGAGUUCCAUGGACAGAGCAAAAGAACCCAGAGGUGAAAGCUGGUUUCCGCAAUGUGAUGUUUGUCUGUGUGGGAGUGCUAGUUCUCGUGCUUCUAUGCUUCCUUUUCCCAGCUCUUUACAGCCGUAUAGCUGCCUGGCGACGAAUGAUUGCUUUGAAAAGAAGCUGGUCUCUCAACAGGAGAUCUUUUCUCAAGAGAACUCUUCCAGUUAAAGAGAGAGGCAGUUAUGUUCGCCUUUGAGAGAGCAAGCCAAAGGAAGAGGGUGAUGAUAGAAUUGCGGUACACGUUCUCUUCAGUACCAACUUGUUUCCUGUUGCGGAAUUUAUGUUCACACCUGAAGAUACAUGUCCCCAAGGAAAACUUCUUGCGCGCGGGGCUUGGAUCUGUUUGUUUCCUUGAUUCUUGAAUUACUCUUGCCUUUCUUUACGAUGAUCAGGAGCUUGGACGAAAAUGAGGGCAGUUAAGUUUAGCUAUUUCCUCUAUUAACUGAGAUGUCUGCAUGUGUUCAUUCCAUGAUAAUCGGAAAUGCACUCUGCAGAUUAACAAUUGUCAAUGAUAUCGUUGACCCUGGCUCAGAAAUGGGAAUAUGGUAGAAGCACACGAUUUUUUUUUUCUUUUCAAUCUGGAUAAUAGACAAGAGUUCUUCGGCGAGCCUUUUCUGUUUCUUAUACGACCAUGUUGUUAAUGGCAGUAUCUUUUGUAAUCUUUGUAACACACUGCACAGGUAUAACAUUCAUCGUUAUAAAUUUGUUUAUGUUGAGAGUUUGUACUA
This is a messenger RNA of Populus euphratica (Euphrates poplar), 2610 nucleotides long. RefSeq lists its product as uncharacterized. Gene Ontology annotation, molecular function: metal ion transmembrane transporter activity. Gene Ontology annotation, cellular component: membrane. Gene Ontology annotation, biological process: transmembrane transport; metal ion transport. The record is from RefSeq and is a predicted model, not a curated record. The coding region runs from base 699 to 2078 and encodes 459 amino acids. NCBI's taxonomy places the organism in Eukaryota, Viridiplantae, Streptophyta, Magnoliopsida, Malpighiales, Salicaceae. The transcript is spliced from 5 exons.